AUGUUUCGUUCUCCUCCUGGUUUUUGCGCGUUAUUCGCUAUUCUCCUCGUUAACUUGGCCUCGGGAGCGCUACAGAACUCGCCCACUUUGGUGCCACAAAUUCGCACUAAUGGCUUCCAGCUAGAGCCCCUCAAUCAGGAGUACUUUCUUAGAAUCGAGCAACCUGGUGGCACCAUCCGCCAGGAGACAGUGAAACAGAAUGAAGCCGGUCAUUUGCAAGUUAAUGGAGUGAUCAAUCAGCCCUACGAGGAUCAUGGUGCCCAUCUAGUGGUCACCUAUGAGGCGGGUCCCAAUGGAUAUGUGGCCAAGUAUAGCUAUGGUAAGGGACCACCAACCCCGCCGCCACAAUUUCCCUUGUUCCUGAGUCCCAAUGCCCUGAAAUCUGGCGCUGGAUAA
Messenger RNA from Drosophila kikkawai, 396 nucleotides. RefSeq lists its product as uncharacterized. The record is from RefSeq and is a predicted model, not a curated record. Lineage: Eukaryota; Metazoa; Arthropoda; Insecta; Diptera; Drosophilidae.